Molecule: messenger RNA, 2024 nt
Organism: Theobroma umbraticum
Lineage: Eukaryota; Viridiplantae; Streptophyta; Magnoliopsida; Malvales; Malvaceae
Product: UDP-glycosyltransferase 87A1-like
Molecular function (GO): quercetin 7-O-glucosyltransferase activity; quercetin 3-O-glucosyltransferase activity
Source: RefSeq, a predicted model, not a curated record
CAGUGUUGAAGUCUGCUUAGGCACUCACUUUGAUGGGAAAAAAAUGCUCAGAAAAGAACUGCCAUACCAUUAAAAAACCUUCAAACUAGAUCCGUCAAAAUCAAUGUACUGCUCAGUGCACUGUUGAAUUCUUCCACAGCCACAAACAUUGACGUGGGGUUGUUGCCUGAGCCAUGGGUAAGUCCAGGGGUCAGGUUGGCUCUUGCUUUUGGCCCCUUCGAUAACAUCUACCGUUCAAAUGGAAAGAAGAAAAUAAUUUCAUUCCCCUUAGUUAAGUAAGUAGGUCACUACAUUGGAAAACAGAACACUCCAAGGCUCUACUCCAGGCUCAAGGUUCUAUACAAUUUAACCGGGGAUCGUUCAAGUCAGCGGAGAUGGAACACGUCAGCAAGGAACCGACCACCGUCUGCCACGUUUUGGCUGUGCCUUUCCCCUCUCGAGGACACAUCAACCCCAUGAUGAACCUCUGCAAGUCAUUACUCUCCAAAAAUAGGGACAUUCUCGUAACCUUUGUUGUCAGCGAGGAGUGGUUCGGCUUCAUCGGCUCGGAGCCCAAACCUGACAACAUUCGCUUCGGUACGAUCCCCAAUGACUUCACCUCCGAGCUGGACCGCUCCGGGAACUACUCCCCUGACUUCUUUGAAGAAGUUCUGAGGAAGAUGGAAGCUCCCGUGGAGCAACUCAUCGAUCGGCUUGAACCGCCUGUUACCACCAUCGUUUAUGAUACUUAUCUGACGUUUGCCGUUAGGGUGGGGAACAGAAGGAAAAUUCCGCUAGCAUCGUUUUGGACCAUGCCGGCUUUGGUAUAUUCCGUUUUCCAUCAUUUUGAUCUCCUGGUCCAGAACCGACACUUCCCCAUUAAUUUGUUAGUUCUUAUGAUGAUUUUGACAGAACAGGGAGAGGAGCGUGUUGAUUGUAUCCCUGGAAUUUCUUCAAUUCGGAAAGUAGACCUUCCCACUUGCCUGUAUGGAAAAGGUCUAGACGUCUUGCAUCGAGGCCUGGAAGCAGUUUCGGGCGUGUCCAAAGUGCAAUAUCUACUGCUUGUUUCAGUAUACGAGCUGGAAUCUCAUAUCAUUGAUGCUUUGAAAGAACAAAUCUCAACUCCAAUCUAUCACAUCGGCCCUCCCAUUCCUUACUUCAAACUGGAAGACAAUUCCGGGGUGAAUCCUAGUGACAACAGUUACUUCCAGUGGCUAGAUUCACAACCUGAAAGUUCUGUUUUGUAUGUUUCACAAGGAAGUUUGCAUUCAGCUACGAGUGCCCAACUGGAUGAGAUUGCAGCUGGGUUGCGCAUCAGCGGGGUUAGAUACUUUUGGGUUGCACGCAAGGAGACUCCUCGUUUCAAAGAUGAAUGCGGUGAAAAGGGUUUGAUAGUGCCCUGGUGUGACCAAUUGAGAGUACUGUGUCAUCCUUCCAUCGGGGGGUUUUGGUCACAUUGUGGGUGGAAUUCCACUUCAGAAGCCAUUUUUGCGGGUGUUCCUAUGCUUACUUUUCCAAUUUAUUGGGAUCAAACUCCAAACAGUAAGCAAAUCGUAGAAGAUUGGAAGAUCGGCUGGAGGGUGAAGAACAAGUUGGAAGCACACAGUUUGGUGCCAAGAGAAGAAAUCGCAGGGAUUGUCCGGAGGUUUAUGAGUUUGGAAAGCGAAGAGGGGAAAGAAAUGAGGAAAAGAGCAAAGAAACUCAGCCAGGUUUGUCGACAAGCAGUUCAAAAGGGAGGAUCAUCAGAUACCGAUGUGCAAGCCUUUGUUAAUGACAUUUCACAAUGCCGCAAAUAACAAUUGAGCAGAUGGAAUAAGUGUCUGACUUCGUUAAUCACAUUUCAUUAGCUAGAAAUUUCAGAAGAAUUGAUCUAUUUUCAAAGAAAUGCAAUAGAUAAGAAUUGAAGAUCAUCCAGGAAUACUCUUCUUUUCUUGUCCUUUUUCCCUCUCUAAUGUUUCCUAGCAUUCAUGUCUAUCGCUCUUGAGUAUUAAUAGCUACUGACAUGUAGGUCAGCAACUUAGAUGCUGGUCCAAUCCUUCUGAAAA